AUGACGUUACCGGAUAACGCUCGAAAGAUGAGAGAGAGGAGCAGAAAUGCGGCAAGGACACGUAGGGAGAACGAGAAUGCGGAAUUCCUAGAGUUAGCCAAACUCUUGCCGUUACCAGCUGCCAUUACUAGCCAAUUAGAUAAAGCUUCAGUCAUUCGGUUAACCACUAGCUACUUAAAAAUGAGACACGUCUUCCCUAACGGCUUGGGUGACGCUUGGGGUGCAGCGACUCCAGCAAACCACGCGAAAGAAGCUUGCAUUAAAGAGCUUGGUUCGUAUUUACUACAGAGUCUCGAUGGUUUUAUAUUCGUCGUAGGCGGCGAUGGUAAGAUCAUGUAUAUAUCUGAAACAGCAUCCGUUCAUUUGGGAUUGUCACAGGUGGAAUUGACUGGUAAUAGUAUAUUUGAAUAUAUCCAUCAAGCCGAUCACGAUGAAAUGAUAUCAGUGCUUAGUCCACCUCUUCCUCAAAAUCUUCCAGCAGAGAACAUGAUGAUGAAUUCGACCGUGUUUGAACUUCAACGUGUAUUUUUUUUACGAAUGAAAUGUGUAUUGGCAAAACGGAACGCAGGGCUUACAACAGGAGGAUACAAGGUAAUACACUGUUCUGGUUACUUGAAAGUGAGACAAUAUCCAGCAGGGAUGCCCGGUGUAGAAACCGUUGGCCUAGUAGCAGUUGGUCAUUCGUUACCUCCACAUGCCAUCACAGAGAUUAAAUUGCACUCAAAUAUGUUUAUGUUUCGUGCGAGUUUGGACUUGAAGCUCAUAUUUCUAGAUGCUAGAGUGUCUCAGCUGACAGGAUACGAACCUCAGGAUUUAAUCGAAAAGACACUCUAUCAUUAUAUACACGGAAACGACAUUCAUAACAUGAAACUCUCGCAUCACACACUGUUAUUGAAAGGCCAAGUCACCACGAAAUACUACAGGCUGUUGGCCAAAGACGGUGGUUGGGUGUGGGUUCAAAGUUACGCCACUAUAGUUCACAAUAGUAGAUCUUCAAGGCCCCAUUGUAUAGUUAGCGUAAAUUACGUACUGAGCGAGUCCGAAAUGAAAGACGUCUGCUUGUCCGUGCGCAACAGCGGUUGCGCGACGUCACAGAACGGCAAUGAAGACGCUGCAAUUCAAAACAAACCCAGCAAAGCGCAACAAAGCCAAAGACAAUCGAAUCAAAAUCACAGGUACCACAGGCCACCGGUGGUCACCGACGAAGAGUACAGUGAUUCCAGUGGCGGACUUUACAAUGACUACGUGAGCAGUAACAGCGAACCGCAAUCGCUGGUCAACGGCGCAGUCGGCAGCGGCGGCGGUGACGGCACAGGCCACCACCAACCGCCUCACCUGAACAUGAUGCCGGCGACCAACAUUUAUGUCGAUGAUUACAAUAUCACCUAUCCAGAUUUUUUCUACCCGUACGACCAGACAUGCGCGCGGCCGUUCAGCUCUGCCUCCAGCUGCUCCAGUUCGAACGAGAGCGACCGGAUGCAGCUUGCGCAUCAAGCCGGUGGCGGUGGAUACACGCCGCCUGCGGCCAUGCUCAUGAGCGCCAGUGGCCACCACGACGACCAUCACGCCGCGGCCGCGUACCAGGCGUUAACGCCAAUCGGCGCCUCCGUGCCCGUGACGGUCGUCGGACACCACCACGGUGUCAUCGUCGAUAAUCAACACUACACCGCCGUCAACGAGUACGUCCACUGA
Molecule: messenger RNA, 1692 nt
Organism: Macrosiphum euphorbiae (potato aphid)
Lineage: Eukaryota; Metazoa; Arthropoda; Insecta; Hemiptera; Aphididae
Source: the annotation of a GenBank genome assembly